AUGGCGGACAAAAUGGAGGUGGACGCCGUGAACGGCGAGAAAGAGGCAGAGACCGUCGGCCCUGCGCCAGACCUCCCUCCGGAACGAGUCAUCAUCAACAACUUCGGCCUCAUCCGCCAGGCCGUCAAUGCUUUCGACUCCCGCUUCACACUGCGCGCUCUGCGCUCCACUUCCACCCUCCGCAAGUCGGACAACUUCGCCGAAGCCAUCCUGCAGGGCAUUCGCACCGCCUUUCCCAAGCCCAACAUUGGUCCGCGAAAAGUACUGGAAGAUAUGCUGCCGGACAGUGUGAAGAGCGCACAACAUCAGCAAAAUGGCGUGGCGAGUGGCGGAAAGGAGAAGGAUGGUGGUGAUGAUCAGCAACUCCCGGAAAUCUGGGCGUAUCUUGGGGUCCUGGUCCAGGUCUACCUCUACGAUGCGAAAGAGUACGAAGACGGUGCUUCCUUCAGCACCAACUUUGUGGAGAAGAUCCGCAGCUGGAAUCGGCGGACCCUCGACCCCAUCGGCGCCAAAGCCUACUUCUACUAUUCCCUCUUCCACGAGCAGCUAUUGCCUUUGCCGCCAUCCAAACAAUCGCCCGUCAUCGAAAUCCGUCCCAAGCUCCUCGCCGCCCUACGCUCUGCCGUACUGCGAAAAGACAACGACACCCAAGCUGCGGUGACUGUGUUGCUCCUUCGCAACUACAUCAGCACUGCCGACAUUACUCAGGCCGAUCUGUUGGUCGCGCAGACGCAAUUCCCCAACAACGCCACGAACAACCAAGUGUGCCGCUACUUGUACUACCUUGGCCGCAUCCGUGCCAUUCAGCUGUCGUACACGCAGGCGCACGAACACCUCGAGUCCGCCACUCGCAAGUCUCCCACCAAUGGCCCUGCGGUAGGGUUCUACCAGCAAGCCACCAAGCUUCUCAUCGUCGUUGAGCUGCUGAUGGGCGACAUCCCCGACCGCUCACUCUUCCGACAGCCAUCCCUCGAAACCGCCCUCUACCCCUACUUCAAGCUUGUCCAAGCCGUGCGCGUCGGCGAUCUACAAGCCUUCCUCAAAUGCGUCGGCGUGAACGAAGGCCAGUUCCGCAAAGACGGCACGUACACCCUCAUCCUCCGCCUGCGCCAGAACGUCAUCAAAACCGGCGUGCGCAUGCUCUCCCUCUCCUACUCCCGCAUCUCGCUCCGCGACAUCUGCACGCGCCUGUCCAUCCCCAGCGAGGAGAGCGCGGAGUACAUCACGGCAAAAGCCAUCCGUGACGGCGUGAUUGAGGCCUCUCUCGACCACGCCAACGGCCACCUCGUCACCACGCCGCAGCGCGAUGCGUACAGCACCACGGAGCCGAGCGAGGCGUUCCAUGCGCGAAUCAGCGCGUUGUUGGGCAUGCGCGACGAGUGUGUGAUGAGCAUGCGCUACCCCAUGGACAAGCAUAAGCAGGAGAUUCAAGAGGCGGCGAAGGCGAGGGAGAGGGAGCGGGAGUUGGCGAAGGAGAUUGUGGAGGGCGAGGGUGAUGUUGGUGAUGAUGACGAUGGUGGGUUUGAGGGGAUGUGA
Neohortaea acidophila is the source of this 1536-nucleotide messenger RNA. RefSeq names its product PCI domain-containing protein. Gene Ontology annotation, cellular component: proteasome regulatory particle, lid subcomplex; proteasome complex. Lineage: Eukaryota; Fungi; Ascomycota; Dothideomycetes; Mycosphaerellales; Teratosphaeriaceae. Gene Ontology annotation, molecular function: enzyme regulator activity. Bases 1 to 1536 code for a protein of 511 amino acids. The record is from RefSeq and is a predicted model, not a curated record. The transcript has 3 exons. Gene Ontology annotation, biological process: ubiquitin-dependent protein catabolic process; regulation of protein catabolic process.